GUAACAUUCGUUGUUGAAUUGACCACCUCGUGACUGACCUCGUCCAAAAUUAAAGUACAGGCGUAAAGUGUACGGAUAGCGUACACGCCUAGGCUCGAGCCUUAAAUUAUCGGUCUGAUCGUUAUCGAUCUAUUGAUCAGUUGGCCAUGCGCAUCCUCCCCUUUUUGCAGCUGGGCUUUGCUGCUCAGGUGCCUUUAUAUUCCAGUUCCAUUUCAUCAGUUCUUGCCCCACAAAUUGCUCAGAUGGCUGCAACCAAGCCAGACUUUACCCUCAGCGAGGGUGCAAAUGCACUCUCCCCGCAAGAUAUGCUCACCCUCCCUCGACCUGGUGAGCCUCUGCCGAACGACAUCGGCGAUCUAGCUAUCGUACCCAUCAGCACCUACUCCUUCCAGGACCGCAAGUCUCACAAGUCACUCUCCAUCGUCUCUCUCGACGGUGGCCACACCUAUGACAUUCCUUUGCCCGACGGCGGCGAUGCCUUCUGGCUUGAUUCCCGCACCAUCGCACACAUCGUCACAAAGGAUAACACACAGAGCCUCUACACCAUCCCCAUCACCACUUCCCCUCUCUCCUCUGAUCUCUCCUCCCUCGUAGGAUCUUUCCCCAUCACCACCGCAAGCGCAUUCCGUUACAGCCCCGGCGCUCAGCGCCUCGUGUUCUCCGCAUACGUGUAUCCUGAUGGCCUCGUCGAGACCGUGAAGGAGCAGGACGCGGCAUAUGAGAAUCGGGGGAAUUCUGCCUUGGUGUAUGAUGAGACGUUUGAGCGCCAGUGGGAUACAUGGGUUGGUCCCAAGAGUAAGGCACUCAUUAGUGUUGGUCUGGCGAAAAUAGGUAGCUCGGCGCUAGGUGAGAAGUGGGUACUGGGGGACACCUACGUGAAUGCGCUGAAGGGCUCGGGACUUUCCUCCCCUGUGGAACCGUUCGGUGAGACAGAUGAUUAUGAUGUUUCCCCGACGCAUAUCAUCUUCACUGCCAAGGAUCCGCAACUCCCCAAGGCCAUGCAUACCAGGCAGAAUGUCUACCUUGUUACACAUGACGGAAAGGACCUCAGGCAGCUCACAUCGGGCGUCCAGGGCGCGACGCACUCCCCCGUCUUCAGCCCUUCUGGCGAUAAAGUCGCGUGGCUGGAGCUGGCUCUUAAUGGCCAUGAGAGUGAUCGAGCGAAAGUAGUGGUCUACGACCUCAAGAAAGAUGUCCGCUUCACCAUUACAGAGGACUGGGACCGCUCCCCUGAUUCUAUCAUCUUCUCCCCUUCUUCUUCCCUCAUCUACGCCACUGUCGGCGAUCACGCCCGCGUCAAGCUCUUCGCGCUGGCUGUUCCUCCCACACCUGCCUCCAACACCACACAAACCUCUCAGCCUACAGCCCUCACUUCCAGCGGCUCUCUUUCCGGCUUCACGCCGAUCCCAGGCGGCAAGGCCAUCUUUGCGCUCUCGAGCCUGACGUCUCCGAACGAGGUGUACGAGCUUAGUGGGCUCGACGCAACCGAGCGGGAUCUUGUAGCAGGAAGACAAGCAGAUGUGAAGGGGACAACUCUUACGCGUCUUACUUCAUUUUCCGCUGCAGGACUCCAGGGCAAAGAUCUCGCCCCCGGGAAGGACUUCUGGUUCAAAGGCACGGCUGAGGGGCAGGACACGCACGGCUAUGUGAUUACUCCUCCUGGAUUCGAACGUGGAGUCAAUGGGAAGUGGCCUGCGGUUCUGCUUAUCCAUGGUGGCCCGGAGAGCGCGUGGUAUGAUCAGUGGUCGACGCGGUGGAAUCCGAAUGUGUUUGCGAGCCAGGGAUACGUGGUCGUUGCCAUCAAUCCAACGGGGUCCACUUCGUUUGGACAGGACUUUACAGAUGGGAUCAACCAAAACUGGGGAGGCCGCCCGAUCCAGGACUUGUUGAUGGGAUGGAAAUAUAUCCUUCAGAAUUACCCAGAGAUCGACCAGAACCGCACGGUAGCUGCUGGUGCGAGUUACGGCGGGUAUGCGAUCAACUGGAUCCAAGGCAACCCCGAGCUCGGAUUUGGAUUCAAGGCACUCGUUUGCCACGAUGGAGUAUUCGACACAACCUAUAACGGCUACGCCACAGACGAGCUGUUCUUCUUCAACCACGAAUGGGGAGGACGCCCGUGGGAUCCCCCUGCAUUCGAAGCAUCGCGGAAAUACAGUCCCGCAUACACUGUGUCCAAGUGGUCCACCCCGCAGCUGACGAUUCAUAGCAGCAAGGAUUACAGGCUCCCAGAGGGAGAUGGCAUUGCGGUGUUUCACGCGCUGCAGCAGCUGGGCGUCCCGAGCCGUCUUCUGAUCUUCCCAGAUGAGAACCAUUGGGUGAUAAAUGCUGGGAAUAGUUUGAAAUGGCACCACGAGGUGUUUAGGUGGUUUGAUCAAUUCAUCGGGCUUACUUAGGCAUGAAACUGCUGGAGAAAAUGUCAAAACCGAAGGGUAACUUUUCUCCUAGUGACUUUGGGGCAUCUGUAAAAUGUAGCUGAAAUGUAUCUGUACUUCGGAUCAAAAACUGGCUUCGGGAACUCUGCGAUCUAUAUGCAUUCUGUAGAGUUGAAUCACUUGACCUGCCCCCGGACGUACCUCGUCGUAAGACCGGCCUGCACGCCGCCGUCCGCGAAAAUGUU
Messenger RNA from Suillus paluster, 2617 nucleotides. Its product is annotated as Alpha/Beta hydrolase protein. Bases 147 to 2393 code for a protein of 748 amino acids. Gene Ontology annotation, biological process: proteolysis. Gene Ontology annotation, molecular function: serine-type endopeptidase activity. The record is from RefSeq and is a predicted model, not a curated record. NCBI's taxonomy places the organism in Eukaryota, Fungi, Basidiomycota, Agaricomycetes, Boletales, Suillaceae. The transcript has 14 exons.